Molecule: messenger RNA, 1113 nt
Organism: Penicillium riverlandense
Lineage: Eukaryota; Fungi; Ascomycota; Eurotiomycetes; Eurotiales; Aspergillaceae
Product: FAD-binding oxidoreductase
Exons: 5
Coding region: 1-1113 (370 amino acids)
Molecular function (GO): FAD binding
Source: RefSeq, a predicted model, not a curated record
AUGGAGCCGAUUUCGAGUGCCCUGUUAUCUGUGAUCACUGCCUUACCAGACGAAAUACCGCAGGGUCUUCGGCUGCAAUACACCGAGCUGAUUCGCAAUCAUGCGGGAGCUCUCGAUGGGCUAUCUGAGAAUGCCAAUAAUUAUAUGGCACCAGCGGAGAAGGUAUAUGAAGCAUGCAAAAUAAUCAUCCAAGACCGAUGUAUUGGCACAUCAUCUCCCAGAUAUCAUGAGCAACAGAAGAUGAACUGGUCCCGAACAUGCUGGCUUGCAGCUGCCUGUUUCUUCGUUCUUGAAAACAUGGUGGAGAUAGCAAUCGUGAUGAAACUUAUUACUCACCUGCAAUGCCCGUUUGCGAUUCGCAGUGGUGGACACAAUGCAAAUCCUGGAUUCAGUAGUGUCGAUGGCCACGGAGUUGUACUUGAUCUCAGCUCCCUUCGGCACGUGGAGCUUUCUGAGGACAGGAAGGUCAUAUCCGCGGGCCCGGGUGCAACAUGGGAUAUUGUGUACAAAAAGCUGGAAGAGUAUGACCUGACAGUAGCUGGUGGGCGAGUUGCAGAAGUCGGUGUUGGUGGCUUGAUCACUGGAGGGGGAAUGUCUCAUUUUUCCAACCACUGGGGCUUUGCUUGCGACCACGUCAGAAACUUCGAGGUCGUGACAGCUGAUUCUCGUAUUGUACAAGCUAAUUGUACCGAGAAUACUGAUCUCUACCACGCCCUGAAAGGGACUGGAUCGAAUUUCGGUAUUGUCAGUCGCUUCGAUAUAUACGUGCACCAAGGAUGUGAUAUUUGGUGGACGAUGCGAAUGUACAACGUGACGGACGGGGAUCGUGUCAUGAAAGCCAUGUUUAACCUUCAGAAGGCCAUGGAUGAAGAUGAUAAAAUAGGGUCCUUUUUAUCUAUCAAUCCGGGAUUUUUCAUUCUGGGAUUGCUUUACAAGGAGAGUUCUGCCCCACCAGAUGCGUUUCAGGAAUUCGAUACCAUCGAGCCAAAAGCGAUUCCCAUCCCAGGAACAAAAACAACAUACCUUGCCUCAGCUCGAGCACUUUCUAUGUCUACAUCCAUGAACUACGCGGUUUUCAAACUACGCUCAUGCGCAGAUAUUGGGGUUUACUGA